Molecule: messenger RNA, 918 nt
Organism: Knipowitschia caucasica
Lineage: Eukaryota; Metazoa; Chordata; Actinopteri; Gobiiformes; Gobiidae
Source: the annotation of a GenBank genome assembly
AUGGACUUCUUUCUUGCAAUACAGCCUGUGUGUGAGGAGGAGAAGGUGUGUUCACGCAGAGAAGUGUGUGCGCGCGGAGGAGGAGAGGUGUGUGCGUGCGGAGGAGAGGUGUGUUCGCGCGGAGGAGAGGUGUGUGCGUGCGGAGGAGAGGUGUGUUCGCGCGGAGGAGAGGUGUGUUCGCGCGGAGGAGGAGAGGUGUGUUCGCGCGGAGGAGGAGAGGUGUGUUCGCGCGGAGGAGGAGAGGUGUGUGCGCGCGGAGGAGGAGAGGUGUGUGCGCGCGGAGGAGGAGAGGUGUGUUUGCGCGGAGGAGGAGAGGUGUGUUCGUGCGGAGGAGGAGAGGUGUGUUCGUGCGGAGGAGAGGUGUGUGCGUGCGGAGGAGGAGAGGUGUGUGCGUGCGGAGGAGGAGAGGUGUGUGCGUGCGGAGGAGGAGAGGUGUGUUCGCGCGGAGGAGGAGAGGUGUGUUCGCGCGGAGGAGGAGAGGUGUGUGCGCGCGGAGGAGGAGAGGUGUGUGCGGAGGAGGAGAGGUGUGUGCGUGCGGAGGAGGAGAGGUGUGUGCGUGCGGAGGAGGAGAGGUGUGUGCGUGCGGAGGAGAGGUGUGUUCGCGCGGAGGAGGAGAGGUGUGUGCGUGCGGAGGAGGAGAGGUGUGUGCGCGCGGAGGAGGAGAGGUGUGUGCGUGCGGAGGAGGAGAGGUGUGUUCGCGCGGAGGAGGAGAGGUGUGUGCGCGCGGAGGAGGAGAGGUGUGUGCGCGCGGAGGAGGAGAGGUGUGUGCGUGCGGAGGAGGAGAGGUGUGUGCGCGCGGAGGAGGAGAGGUGUGUGCGCGCGGAGGAGGAGAGGUGUGUUCGCGCGGAGGAGAGGUGUGUGCGCGCGGAGGAGAGGUGUGUGAGGAGGAGAAGGUGUGUGAGGAGGAGAGGUGUGUGA